AUGUCUGGUCAUUAGUAAAUUUAGCGUAUUAACUUGCAAAUCAUAAAGACUUACAAAUUACAACGUUUUCCAAUAAUAUCAAUAUGUCUUGAUCACUAAUAAGGCCAUGAACGUUUAUAUUUUGGAACAUGUGAAGAGCCAUCAAAUAGAUUGGUAUCAUUUCAUGAUUUGAAUUUGUUUGUUAAUAAGGCAUUUUAUUUUGUUCAUAGAAACACUUAAGAAGUUUAUCAAGGUCUUAUUCCAAUAAUGUAUUAUGCAUUUUACAGAAAUCAAUUUACAAAUAUGACAUUUUUGGGUCCUCCUGGAAUAACUUAAUUUAUUAUGCAGACUAGAUAUAUGCUUGGAAUACGUAAUCUUGCUUUUGGAUCUAUGGAUUUAAAUAAGAAUAUGGAAAUAAAGCAAAUGAAAUUUGGAAUAGGAAAUAAAAUAUAAUUUUUAGAUAUGGUUAAAACUUCUGUUGAAAAGUAAAUGCAAACUUUAAAUGGAAUUAAUCAAUUUAUUUGUGAAAAAGCAUAACAAUAUGUAAAUCCAUUGGAAUUAGUUGAUUAGAAUAAAUAAGUUUCAAUGCAGUAUUUUAAAGUUAAACCUCUCUUUGGAAAUAAGUAAAAGUGAUAUUUACCCUACUAGUCCUAAUCUUACUUAAUAUCUAGUGACAUUCAAAGCUGAGUAGCAAAUAGAUUAUGAAGUACUUAGAAAAUUAAAUAUUCCCCUUACUCUGAUAAAUGAUAUCAAGGAAGGAAAGUAUUAUCAUAAUGAAAAAUAACUAUAAUUUGAUGACAUUAAGAAAUUUAAUUAUUAAUUGUUAUAAUAAGCAAUUUUAAUAUUAGAUUUUAAGACUCAAAAUGAAGUUGAAGACUUUAAUUAGAAUAUCUUUCAAUUAUUACAAGAUGAAUUAUAGAGUUAUAGUACGGAAUUUAAGAAAUCUAAGAAAGAUGGUGAUGUAAAUCAAACACUUUUAAUUGUUCAUUAUGCUAAUAAAUAAUUGUUAGAAUCAAAUUAAUAUAUAAAUUUAAUUGAAAGUCUAAAGUUAUUAAAUUAUAAGAUAAUUCAUAUUGUUACUUCUUAAGAAUAUUAUUAUGAACUCGAUAAAGUAAGUUAAGAAGAUUUGGGAAGAGAAAACUUUGGAUAUUAUUAUUUAGAUUAUUUGAAAUUUAUGAAAACUAAUGUUCCUAUCUUAUUCUAAGGAUAAUAAUAAAUAAAUUAAUUUAAAUUUCAUGAAAAUUUAAAAAAUCUAAAUUAAUUAUGGCCAAGUCAACUAAAAUAUAUUCCUAUGAAAAUGAAAACAAUUUAAAUUGCUAGGGGAAUUUUAUCAUUUGAAGAUUUAAAAGUAAAGAGAUAAAUUUCAUAUUCAUUAAAAAAAGAAGAUAAACUAGAAUUAAUUAGAUUAUGUAAUUCAAUUCCUAAAAACUAAAAUGAAAGUUAUGAAAUUUAGAUGUUGGGAACAUCUUCCUCUAUUGAAACUUAAUCUAGAAAUGCUAGUGGAAUUUAUGCAAACAUUAACAAAACUGGUAUUUUGAUGGAUUGUGGUUAGAAUACAUUAAAUUAAUUUUAUUUUAGUUGCAAGAAUGAUGAAGAGUUCAAAUAGAAAAUAAGUAAUAUUUAAGUAAUCUAUAUAUCUCAUUCUCAUAACGAUCAUCAUUAAGGUUUGUAUGAUUUUAUUAAACAUAAAUGUACAUUAUCAGAAGAACCUUUUUUUAUUUUGCUUCCAAAACCCAUAUAUUUAUGGUAUUCAUAAUUAUUGACAAAUUUAUUUAAGGAAGAGUUUGGAACGAAAAGUUAUGUAAAUUAAAUUAAAAUUGUUUUUACAGAUGGAUUAGUAAAUACUAAUAUAACAGAAUAAAUUAAAUCUUUAUCAAAAAAUUAAUUUAAAAUUAAUCAUUUAGAAACUGAAGAGUUUCCAGAGAUUAAUUAUCAAUCAAAAUUUGAUAAAAAUUUAAAUAAAACUGAGUUUUUAGAAUUUUUAGAAUAUAAAAACAUAAGAUUUGAGUUAGAAAUGACAUAACAUUGUUAAUAUAGUACUGCAAUCAAAAUAAUUUCAAAUGGCAAAACAGUUGUAUAUUCUAGUGAUCGAUUGGGAAAUAUUAGAACAUCUAAUAAAUUUUUUGAAUUUGCAAAAAAUUGCGAUCUUUUAAUACAUGAAUGUACAUAUCCAGAUGAUAUGACUUUAAAGUAACUUUUUUCUUAAUAUUUCAAAUAGAGCUGAUGAAGUUAAACAUUCUACAUUUUUAUAAGCUUUUUUUAAUGCAUAUGAAUUAAAUGCAAAAAAUUUGGUUUUGACUCAUUUUACUGAAAGAAGUCUUUUCUAUAUCAAGGGAUUAUUUAACAGUGAUGGACAAGUAAAUUUCUAUGGGUUUAGGAAAAUAUUAAAAUAAUAUUCAAAUUUUGCUACAAAACCAUAUAAUAUAGAUCAAGCUAUUUAAUAUUUUGAAAAUAAAGUUGUUUUUGCAAGUGACUUUAUGAUUUUUGGAGAUGGAAAUAUUAAUCAUUUAAGUAAAAUAUCACGUAUAAUUGUUAAAAGUCUUCUUCCUUGA
Molecule: messenger RNA, 2531 nt
Organism: Paramecium sonneborni
Lineage: Eukaryota; Ciliophora; Oligohymenophorea; Peniculida; Parameciidae
Source: the annotation of a GenBank genome assembly